Messenger RNA from Gamsiella multidivaricata, 2059 nucleotides. Its product is annotated as SHQ1 protein-domain-containing protein. The transcript is spliced from 7 exons. The record is from RefSeq and is a predicted model, not a curated record. Gene Ontology annotation, cellular component: cytoplasm; nucleoplasm. Lineage: Eukaryota; Fungi; Mortierellomycota; Mortierellomycetes; Mortierellales; Mortierellaceae. Gene Ontology annotation, biological process: box H/ACA snoRNP assembly. The coding region runs from base 45 to 2033 and encodes 662 amino acids.
UCCCAUUCCCUCUCCCCUGGCUGCAGUUUGUCGCUAUACGAAGCAUGAUCACCCCAACGUUCACAGUUUCACAGGAUGAUGAUUCUGUCACCAUUGUCAUCACGGCACCGCACAUCAAGACACAAAACGUAGACUUUGAGGUCGACGGUCCGGUCUUCAAGUUCAACUUGAAGCCAUAUUUUCUUAGACUGACCUUCCCAGGAAAUGUCGUGGACGAUGAGCGUGCGAAGGCAACUUACAAUGUUGGGGCUGGCGAGCUGACAGUCAUACUUCCCAAGGAAUCACCUGGCGAGCACUUUCCCGACCUCGACAUGUUAACGAAGCUACUUGUUCGAAAGGGCGACCUGGCAGAAAAGCAGAUCAAACGACCCCUGAUCGAGGUUAUUAGCAGUGGAGAUACACUGGAGGGAACGCAGAAGCUGGAAAUAGAUGAGAAUUUUGAUUGGGAGAUGCCUCAGGAGAUCCGACAAGAGAUCUUUUCUGAAGUGCGAUAUGGAUUCAACAACCGGUAUUCUGGCUUCUUCACGCACGUCCAAGAGACUCCCAACGAUGUUCUGGAUGUGUACGAUCCUGAGCAUGCUACACUGGAGACGAGGCGACAGAACAGAAUCCAGCGAGAGAACGACAAGUUUGAUGACGAGUAUUAUAUGAGCGACUUUAUGACGGAGGAAGAAAUCCAGCAUUUGUUGAAGUACAAGACCCCAUGGUGGAACGAGCUGCGCGCGAUUCAGAAAGCAGAGAAAGAUGCUUCAAGCAAGAAGACGAAGCUGGACACCUCAUUAUCGACAUCAAAUAGGAAUCAGGAGAGCACUCCAUCACCCAUACCCGCUACCACAACAACCUUCAAAUCGACGCUCCUUUCUUCACAUACAUCGUCAUCAACUACGCCUUCAAUCUUUAAUAUCGUCAAGGAUGUUGCCGCCGACACCGCUUCUCCAGUGGAUCAGGACUCAUUUGGACUGAAAGAGAUUUCAACCAAAGCUUUAUCAAGCAAAAAUACAGAGUCCGGCGCCAGUAAACCCUUGAUUCUUGACCUGGAACCCACAUCAGCACCUUCCACAGCCACUUUGAUCCCAUUAGAAGAACCCCUGAUCGAUGAGAGCGAACCGGUUAAGUAUCUUGGACCCGAAGCUAUUGCGAUCGUGGACCCAUCACGCCCCUCCCUCAACAACGAAUUGGAAGACAACAUGGCAGGGCUGAGUCUUGCAGCGGGCGAUUCUUCUGCCGGUGUCAAGCCCUUCUCUGCAAAGGAGCAGGAACUGAUGCGGGAUCUUCCUCGUAGAGAAUACAUCUUGGAGAAUACGAAAUCAACGUAUUUGGGCUUAAUCGACAUCCUCUUCGCAUACAGCUACGAUCUUCGCGUCUCCGAGGGCGACGCCACCGUCGAAACCGCCUGGACAAUCUGUAAACUCUCCCCAACCAUCUCCGCGCUUGAUCAGUUCACAACUCUUAAAGAGACUAUCUUUGCCUGCUUCCGUCGCGCACUCGCCUACCCACUCGUCCGCAACUGGAGCCUGUCGCUCAAAAUCCUCCAGGAUGUCUACGUGAUCCUCAAGCUGGGUCGGAGAGGCAUCCUCCGAGUACUGUUGGCAAUCAAAGAAGUGCUGGACCAUGACGAUGUGUACUAUAUCUACAGCAAGAUGUUUAUUGAGGACUAUUGUGUCUGGAUCCAGAGUUCGAGCGAGAAUGUGAUCAGGACGUUGGCCCAUGAAUUGCAUCAUUUUAAGAUUGAAAAAGCGGACCUGGGUUGGCAUCUUGAGGGACUGGAGGCCUUGGCUAAGGAAGCUCCGGAUAUGGAGGAUGAAGAAGAAGAGGAAGAGGAGUCGUCUGAGGAGGAGAGUGACGACGAGGACGAUACUUCCAGCGACGACGAAUCUACGGAUGAGGAUGACAGCAGUAGCGAAGGCGAAGACAGCCACGAGGAUGACGAUGAGAAAAAUCCUAACAAGGCAAAAGAAGGGAGUGUGCGUAUCGAUGAAGAAGAGAGCAUUUUUAUACAAGACGGACCGAAGCCCAUGAUCAUUGAGCUCUAAGCAGCAAAAAAAAAAAAAAAAAAAAA